GCGCCAGUUCUCUACGUUUGUUUCUUGAGGAAGUUGAGGAACGUACUGCUGAAUGGCAUUCAUGGGAAGUGUACGUUUGAAAAGUUGUUAAACUCAAAAAUGAAAAUGGCGUUUGGAUGCACGGAUUUUGUGAAGAUGAAAAAAGAAUUAACACGAGACAAGAGCGGUUCAUAAUUAUAUAAUUACUGCUAGAAAAGUGUGCCAAACCGAUUUCAUGUGCAGUGUCACUGAAAGAACUCAACAAUCCUAAUGCAAACCUGAUGGUCAUAGACCCUGAUUACAUAUAUCACCCUGUCCUUACAGAGUAUCCCCCAGGAAGGUCUGCUCAGGUCUUCGAAGAUUUUGAAAAAAUGCCGCAUGUCACACGGAAAUGGGAAUUAUUUCCUGGAAGGAAUCGCUUUCAUUGUGAUGGGCGUAUAAUGAUGGCCCCACAAACUGGUGUAUUUUACGUGACUGUUGGCCUUAUAGUGGGGACGAGUGGCCUCUUCUUUGCAUUUGAUUGCCCAUAUCUAGCAGUUCGUAUUACGCCUGCCAUUCCAGUAAUUGGGGGAUUGCUGUUUAUGUUCGUCAUGUCAGCAUUACUAAGAACCAGCUUUAGUGACCCUGGUGUCAUUCCAAGGGCUACACCAGAUGAAGCUGCAUACACUGAGAAACAAAUAGAAGUUCCGAACAGUGCCAACUCUCCCACGUAUCGCCCACCACCAAGGACGAAGGAGGUCUUGGUCCGAGGUCAAUCAGUUAAACUCAAAUAUUGCUUUACAUGUAAGAUAUUCCGACCACCACGAGCAUCCCACUGUAGUCUGUGUGAUAACUGUGUUGAGCGAUUUGACCAUCACUGUCCAUGGGUAGGCAACUGUGUUGGCAAGAGAAAUUAUCGAUACUUCUAUAUGUUCAUCGUAUCACUAGCUUUCUUGUGUGUGUUUAUCUUCGCAUGUGCAGUCACCCAUCUCAUUCUUCUUACAAGAGAAGACCACCCAUUUCUAGAAGCCGUGAAAGACUCUCCACCAAGUGUGAUCGUUGGAGUUGUGUGUUUCUUCAGUGUGUGGAGUGUUUUGGGACUUGCUGGUUUUCACACUUACCUUACCACAUCAAACCAAACCACUAAUGAGGAUAUCAAAGGUUCAUUCAGCAGUAAACGUGGCCAAGAAAGUUUUAAUCCUUAUAGCCAAGGGAAUGUCUGCUCCAAUUGUUUCUAUGUGUUAUGUGGACCAGUACCCCCAAGUCUUAUUGAUCGAAGAGGUAUUGUUACUCCGGAGUUUGCAGCUGAGCAAGCUAGGGCUGCGGAAGACCGGGAUGCAGUGAUCACAAAUAAUAAGACAUAUGGAACUGUCAAAACUGUGCAGCCAGUGAAUGGCGUAAGUCAGACUGGGAGUCUAGCCAGUGAGGCGUCUGGCUCCACACACAACUUGGUUCCUGUUAAUCUACAACAGCAGCAGCAAGUGGUACAGCCACAGUUGCAACAACCUCACAGUAGCCACAGUAACAGCAGUCUCCUUCUGAACCAGGCCAUGAUGGCACCUUCGCUUGACGGUAGCAAUUCAGGUAGUGUGUCACAACUUGUAAUGAAUGUGGCCAAUGCUGGCACCAAUCCUGCUGUUCCAACAGACAGUGACGAUGUCAUUUUAACGGUGACAGGUGGCAGUGGUGAAGGUGGGGUUGGGGAGAGUUGCUCACCCACCGAAAUGACAGACUUGGACCUCACAGAGGUGGUGAUGUGUGAUGCAAACAUUGUUGUGCCCCUAAGUGCCAGCAGAUUGCGCUUGCUUCAGGACACCACCAUGAUUGAGUCUGCGUUGGACUUGGAUUCACUGGAAGAAUCGUCUGUGGGUGCGGGUAGUCAGGCUGGGCUCCUGAAACUGAGUGCAGUGUGACGACGGAGUGGUGUAUGGGUGUAAAGCAGUAGCAGAUUGGUUUGGUGUAGUUUGUUAUAGAGAAUGACUGUUUAGUAACAUAAACCAUUGCAAGGCAUUAAACAUGUCCAUGUCAUGCCAUAUUGCAAAAAAGCAAACACUUUUUUUAUUCAGGAUUCAGGGAUGGAAAAUAGGGAUGUGGCAUAUGUGGGAUAAGAGCUUUAUAUUGGAAAGAAAAAGUCUCUCUUGCUUUUGUGUAUUUUUAAAAUUGCUUUCUGUUUUUGCUAUAGUUACUGUUACUGCAUAGACAUCCAAAUUCAUAUUUGAAAAGGGGCAGAAGCAGUGUAGUGUAUCGGAAAGGGAAGGUGUGUCUUCGAUAAUGUUAAUUUUCAUGAAGGAUUGUCUUCUAUUUUUAACAUUUUCAUAAAUUUUUUUUAAUUGUUACCAUUUUUAAUUUCUGAUGUCUGUUUCCACAUCAUUGCCUUUGCGAUUUACUGCCUGUUCUGACUCCAAGUGCAGAAUGUGUAUUUAAUAUUCAAUUUAAGCUGAGAGUUUCAGAUGAGCAUUGAAAUAUGCAGAGUUCUGGCUAUAUUACAGAUUGGUCUUUCCUUCUCUUUUGUGGUCUUUCUGGAUCUCUUGAUUGUUGGCUUAUGUUUAAAAGGGAUUUUUGGGAUUUACCCAUAUUUUAUCCUUUUUGCAUGUUCUAACCAUGUUGUUUUGUAAAAUUUUAUUUUUGUAAUAAUGUCUGUUAUGUGUAACUCUGUCAUAUCUUUAUGUCUUUUUCAUUUGGGCAGUAUUCUUCUACCAUUCUCAAGAAAUACAUUUCGGGUGCUUUUGUUUCAUUCAUAUUUAUUGGAAUCCAUAUGAUAUUCUAAAUAAUUCACUUUCAGUGUUUGUUCUAUCAUUUGAUUGUUUAAUAUCAUUUUAUGUCUUUUGCUAUCCUUUUCUUCGAUUGCAAGGUCCUUUGUUUUAUCAGUGCUGAUGUGUCAGUGAUCUCUGAGCUUGAACAUACACAACAAGGGAUGAAAAUAUCUUAUAUCAUUUAUCAGUUCUUAAAAGGUUAUCAAUACUUAUUUGCCUGUCAGACAAAUUGACAGAUGGAAAUUAUCCUUGCGGUAUAUUACAGGUGUCUGUAAUGUGAGAGGGUAAGAGAUGUCAUACAUGGUUAUCCAUAGUUAACUUCUUCUGUAACCUGACAUAGACAGUUUUGUGUCUGAAAUGAACAGUGCAUGUGCAUUCACUUAAAUUAUUAGAUAUUAUCUGGAAAAUGUGAUUUCGUUUAUAUAGGGUUGAAGUUUCGUAAAGGAUCUAGUAUUGUAUGUUUUUCAUAGUCUUUCAGUUUUUGUUAUGGGUCAUGUGUUAAUUAAAUUUAUCAAAUAUUGUUACAAGAAAGGCUUGAAACUAGUGCAUGAAGCACAGUUUCAGGAAUACUAUUGUCACGUGUUGGGUAUGUCAUACCACAAAUACCACAAAUAACUUCACGUGGGUCUCGGAUUCAGCGAAUAUUUAUUGAACACUCGCACUUAUACACCUUACAAUUAUUACCGCUUGUAGUAUCACUUGGCUUUUGGCCCAAUACCCCAAUGUGACGUCUUGACUAUCCUUGGCCAUGGUUGGAUCUCAACUGUCUUCGGUGACGGCUAUCCCAAUACUGUCUCGGCGAAUGCAUUACCUUGUUAUAUAUCCGUGGCUGUUGCUACGCAGUGAACCUUCUGUUGUCUAUCACCGGAAAAACGCUGCUUCAUUGAUUCUGCAAUUCCUACCCAAUAAGUCUUCGGUUAUUCAUCUCCGUGGAGAUUCGGCAUUCUCUACACACCGGCUCACUGUUAGAAUUACAAUACUGCUAUUGUUACUUCCUAUGCAACGGUCUGUUCUAGCGUUUCCAUGGAAGUAAC
This is a messenger RNA of Cryptotermes secundus, 3745 nucleotides long. RefSeq names its product palmitoyltransferase ZDHHC18 (gene app). The record is from RefSeq and is a predicted model, not a curated record. Gene Ontology annotation, cellular component: endoplasmic reticulum; Golgi apparatus. NCBI's taxonomy places the organism in Eukaryota, Metazoa, Arthropoda, Insecta, Blattodea, Kalotermitidae. Gene Ontology annotation, molecular function: protein-cysteine S-palmitoyltransferase activity. The transcript has 9 exons. Bases 261 to 1871 code for a protein of 536 amino acids. Gene Ontology annotation, biological process: protein targeting to membrane; peptidyl-L-cysteine S-palmitoylation.